Phasianus colchicus (ring-necked pheasant) is the source of this 514-nucleotide messenger RNA. Lineage: Eukaryota; Metazoa; Chordata; Aves; Galliformes; Phasianidae. The record is from RefSeq and is a predicted model, not a curated record.
CUGAAGGCAAAACUGAUGAUGCUUUAUUAGUGUUUGAAGCUAUUAAGAAUGUGGUUUCGUACUGGAAUCUUGCCACUCUUUACCAAAGAAAGGCAGAAGAGGUUGAGAGUGAUGAUACGUUACCAGAAGAACGCAAAGCCUAUCUUGUUAAAAGAAAGCAUUGCCUGAUGAAGAUCAUUGACGAAAGCUCCUCUGACCCGUCAGUAGCUGACAAACUGCCGGUAUCUGUUAAAGCUGUAACGGAAAUGCUGAAUGCAGUGAUUCAGGAGCUUGGAGAGAAUGGUGAAGAGGGAAGUCUUGCCUCCGGAAAUAUCUCACCAGCUGCACACGUGGAAGUAAAAUAUUCAAUUCCAUCACCUAAGAAGUUCUCUUUCUCGCCAACAAAUACCUACCAGUUUUCUCCUAAGACUCUCUCUCAGUGGGCAGAAGAUCACAAGUCCUUACUUCAAAAGCUGUGUCAGCACAUGGAAGCUUUAACGGUAAGCAACUUUAGUCACUAUAUUCGAUGCAGCUG